Coregonus sp. 'balchen' is the source of this 1806-nucleotide messenger RNA. NCBI's taxonomy places the organism in Eukaryota, Metazoa, Chordata, Actinopteri, Salmoniformes, Salmonidae. The record is from the annotation of a GenBank genome assembly.
AUGACCACCGUGCUGAUUUCCAGAGACAAACUGUGUCACUCCCUCCAGCUCCAUCUGCUUGCGUGUCUCCUUGGUAAUGGUGUGGUGCCAGAGCAGUGGAUGCAGCGGCUGCGUAGUGAUGCCCUGGCAGCUUACAGAAGGAAACAUCCACAGUCUCCACCACAAGGGGAGAAAAUGUAUGCUGUAGUAAAUUUCAUCAGUAGCAACAAUCUGUCCAGAGUGGGAGCCCAUGGUGUUAGCUCUCUGCCUCUAACAGAAUGAGAGGUUAUGGACAAAGGAAUACAGUACUAUCUACUUCCUGGUCAAAAGCCAGUAUGGGACAUUAGUGACACCUCUCCUCGUAGAGGUAUCUGAUGAAGAGCUACUUGAGUCCUUACAGCAGUGUUUCCCAAACUUGGUCCUCGGGACCCCAAGAGGUGCACGUUUUGUUUUUUGCCUUAACACUACACAGCUGAUUCAAAUGAUCAAAGCUUGAUGAUUAGUUGAUUAUUUCAAUCAGCUGUGUAGUGCUAGGGCAAAAACCAAAACGUGCACCCCUUGGGGUCCCCAGGACUGAGUUUGGCAAACCCUGCCUUACAUCCUCCAGGGAAGAAGCAGAUGUAGAUUGUUUCAGUUUAAUAAGCUAGUAACAUAAAAAGCCCAAACAACAUGAUGGUGAUGUUUGUUUUUAAUCCUUUUAUUUUUUCAUACAGGCAGACAAAGAAAAGCACAUGCGAGCAGAGUGUUUUAUGGUGCACGAUGUACUGUAUUAUGAUGUGGUGGAAUGCAGUAAUACACUAGAAGACAGGGAGGAUGCUGAGAUCACUCCACAGGCGAUUAUGUAUCAACCUUGCAGAGAACGCCUCUAUGGCAUUGAGUUACCUUCAAAUCCAUGUUUUGUAUAUUAUUACGUGGUUAUUACAAAAUGACAUAUGGCAUGUUGAUUGUUACAUGGUUAUUACAAAAUGACAUAUGGCAUGUUGAUUGUUACAUGGUUAUUACAAAAUGACAUAUGGCAUGUUGAUUGUUACAUGGUUAUUACAAAAUGACAUAUGGCAUGUGGAUUAUUACAUGGUUAUUACAAAAUGAUAUAUGGCAUGUUGAUCAUUACAUGGUUAUUACAAAAUGACAUACGGCAUGUUGAUCAUUACAUGGUUAUUACAAAAUGACAUACAGCAUGUUGAUCAUUACAUGGUUAUUACAAAAUGACAUACAGCAUGUUGAUCAUUACAUGGUUAUUACAAAAUGACAUAAGGCAUGUUGAUCAUUACAUGGUUAUUACAAAAUGACAUACGGCAUGUUGAUCAUUACAUGGUUAUUACAAAAUGACAUACGGCAUGUUGAUCAUUACAUGGUUAUUACAAAAUGACAUACGGCAUGUUGAUCAUUACAUGGUUAUUACAACAGGUUAUUUGUUGCCAGUUUUACUACCAGGCACCAUCUCAAUGAAACAGGAAGUACACAGAAAUACAUUGUACAUCUUUGGAUACAUUUCUUGCCAUUUAUCAUGCAUCUUUUCUCAGCAGUGGUGGACGGGCCCUCGCUGGAUGCCUCUGGUAUGUUGUGAAUUCUUAACAUUAAUUUAAUAACAUGUGGAAUAGGUGAUUUCAUAUUGAUGCAAGGUGCUGUAGAUGGAUUUAUCUCACCCUGAAAUAAUAUUUUCCAGAUUUUAAGGUUUUAUGUUCUGGGAAGGACUCUGAAACGAUAUGCCUCCGCAUCACCACCUUCUUGGCAGUAUUUGAGUUGGAUUAAUUCUCAGUGGAACAUGAUCGUCUGGAAGGCUCUCUGAUGGCUGUGCUGUGCCUUUUGACCUACAUUGCCAUGCAG